AUGGAAACCGAUUCUAAUGAAAGCGAGCGCGGCAGCGCGCCACAAGACCUCAAUAUUCAAGUCAUGACCUCAGCCGACUUCCAGGGCGAAAAGAAGUCAACCCGCCAGCCCCCAGCGGAAUUAAGCUUGGCAAUGCGCCUGCAAGGCAUUGAGGACUGGAGCUCGGAACUCAAAACCGCGACCCUAACCUCCAUCGCCGAUGAUGUAGCCAUGGCGUUAAUGCUUAUAGGCAAGCACUCAGAGACCGGCAUUCUGAACCAUACACACACACAGCGAAUCAGUGAUGUUAUUGAUAUCGUUCUCAACACGGAUGAGCGGCUCGCGAGGCGCAAAAUACGGCGGCUCCGUAAACGAAAUCGGGAACAGAAACGGGCAUACCGACUUUUAGCCAGCGCGACAAAGGAAGCGCUAGAAAAGUACGAGGCGAAAGUGCACAUGUUGAAAGCACGGGUCCUGAGUUUGCGGGGGGAGGUGCGUGAUUUGAAGGAAGAGCGGGAGCUGCAUCUUGAGCAGAUCGACUAUCUGGAAGCAGGUGAUUUUGGGGAUGAUGAAGAAUGUGAUCUUAUUGCGGAUGAAAAGAAGCUGGAGAGUCCACAGGAUCAUGAUAUGGCUGGCUUAACGGAUGAAGAUGGGGAGUGGGAAGAGGAUCCCGAGACCGAGCUUUGA
Molecule: messenger RNA, 666 nt
Organism: Penicillium pulvis
Lineage: Eukaryota; Fungi; Ascomycota; Eurotiomycetes; Eurotiales; Aspergillaceae
Exons: 1
Coding region: 1-666 (221 amino acids)
Source: RefSeq, a predicted model, not a curated record